AAGGCCCUUGUGCUCAUGCACAGGUGAAGCUAAUCACGACAACGAAUGAUGAAAUGGUGCAAGAUUUAGGCAAGGCUUUAUGUGGCAGAUGAGAAACCAUGCAAAGAGUAGCUCAAAAGAUAUUUGAGAAAACAUGCAAAGAGUAGCUCAAAAGAUAUUUGAGAAAACAUGCACUAAUCUCCUUACCAGAAAAAUGACAAGUAAUAACAGAAUAGUUGAGGCUCAUUCUUCAAAUAUUGAGAGUGCUUCUCACCAUACCUAUGUCCAUGAUGACAGUGCGGUGUCCAUGGAGUCCACAGUGGAAAGGACAAAAAAUACCAGUGGCAAACUCAUUUCAGGAAUAAUCUGCAUCAACAUUCUCUUUCUGGGCUGUGCUAUCGUUUGUGGCAGUGCUUUUAACUAUAUCACUAUAACCCCCGUCCAUCGACAACUGUAUCUUAUAAUACUGCUGCUCCUCACUAUGUCAUGGAUGAUCUUUUACAUGGUGCACACUUCCCAGAAAAAUCAACAUAUGCUUUCAAAAGACAUCCAUGCAGCACCUGUGUGGCUCCGAGCUGGUCUUGUGAUGUUUGGGAUUCUCAGUCUUCUGAUGGAUGUCCUCAAAAUUUCCAACUAUGUGGGCUACAUUGACUGUGACAGUGGCACAGCUAUUAAAAUAACAUUCCCAGUCGUCCAAGCUUUAUUUCUCUUUGUUCAGACUUACUUCUUUUUGACUCAUGCCAAAGACUGUGUACUGUCCAACAAAAAUAUUACUUGGUGUGGACUUACAAUCACCCUCUCAACCAACCUGGUGGUUUGGAUGGAGGCAGUGACAGAAGAAUCGCUUCAUCAAACUGAGUUCCCUGAAUUUUAUGAGAAUUGUUCUGAUAGAAUAUACAAAGUCUCUUAUGGCGACAAAACAUGCAAGUGCAACCAGUCUACUUGCACCAUCUUCAAAGGGGCAUACCACUAUCUCUAUCCCUUCAACAUAGAGUACAGUCUCUUUGCUUCAGCCAUGGCUUAUGUCAUGUGGAAAAAUGUUGGUCGAUUGGUUAGAGGCCAAAGCCACCAUCACAAUUUUAAGUUUCAUGCAAAAGAGGUAUGUUUAGGACCUAUAGCAGGAGUCAUUUUGGUUCUGGCUGGCCUUGUCACAUUUGUGUUUUAUGAGGUUGGAACUCAAAUGAAAGAGAAUAAAAAUGACACAGGUUUGCAUAUACACUUUAUAACCAAUAUAGUGAUUGUGUGCUUGAUGUGUUUGUCCACUGCAGUCGGUCUGAUUGUGUACAUUUUGGACCAUAGGGAUCAUGUAUCAGAGAAGAACCCAACUCGCAGUUUGGACGUGGGACUGUUAGUUGGGUCUUCUAUGGGGCAGUUUCUGAUCAGCUACUUCACUAUUGUUGCUGUGGUGUCGACAGGAGUGACAGAUUGUAUUAACGUACUCAACUUAGCCUGGGCUGUUAUGUUGGUGAUCCAGAUUGGAUUGCAGAAUUAUUUCAUUAUUGAGGGACUGCACCGGGAACCAUUUCAUAUGUUGCAACAAUCAAUGGUGUCCAACAGUUCUGCUGCAUAUCAACAACACACAGAGCCAAGUGUUGUGGUAGAAAAUAGUCACCCCAGUUAUCAAUUCUCCUCUGCUGUGCAUAAACUAAACUGGAAAAGAAGAGUCCUGAAGGAAGUCUGCCUCUUUUUGCUGUUGGCUAAUAUAAUUCUCUGGAUCAUGCCUGCCUUUGGUGCCCGUCCUCAGUUUGAUCAAACCAUUGAGAUAAUCUUCUACAAAUUCACAAUGUGGGCCACUAUUGUAAAUAUUGGACUGCCUUUUGGAAUAUUUUACAGGUUGCAUUCAGUUGCCAGUCUUUUUGAAGUCUACUUGACAUCUUGAUGUAAAAAGGCUAUGUGUGUUUUGUGUUUUACAAGUAAAUAUGCCAUAUAUAGGAGAAAAUAUGUAUUACAAUAAAUAUUUUUUGUCAC
Periophthalmus magnuspinnatus is the source of this 1947-nucleotide messenger RNA. RefSeq names its product proton channel OTOP2-like. Gene Ontology annotation, biological process: proton transmembrane transport. Lineage: Eukaryota; Metazoa; Chordata; Actinopteri; Gobiiformes; Gobiidae. The transcript has 7 exons. Gene Ontology annotation, molecular function: proton channel activity. Gene Ontology annotation, cellular component: membrane. The coding region runs from base 134 to 1858 and encodes 574 amino acids. The record is from RefSeq and is a predicted model, not a curated record.